Cydia pomonella (codling moth) is the source of this 10362-nucleotide messenger RNA. RefSeq names its product choline/ethanolamine kinase. The transcript has 9 exons. The record is from RefSeq and is a predicted model, not a curated record. The coding region runs from base 100 to 1530 and encodes 476 amino acids. Gene Ontology annotation, biological process: phosphatidylethanolamine biosynthetic process; CDP-choline pathway. Gene Ontology annotation, cellular component: cytoplasm. Gene Ontology annotation, molecular function: ethanolamine kinase activity; choline kinase activity. NCBI's taxonomy places the organism in Eukaryota, Metazoa, Arthropoda, Insecta, Lepidoptera, Tortricidae.
UCAGUGGAUUCUGGAAAAAAAUACUACAGAGCAGUGCAUUGCCUGUCUCAAUUACAUUCAUUGUGUUUGGAUUUGCUCUACCGAAUUUAACUAGUUUUAAUGUCAUUUCCAAUUAGAAACCUAUCAAGAAAAGUGAAGCAAUGUUACAAAACCUACAAAGUUAUGACUAAAAGUAAUUAUCGGAAACUGCAGAUGUGCGGUACGGAGGAGGAAAUGCGAGACGUGGCGGCGAGGAUUUGCAGGAACUACCUUCAUGGAGCCUGGAAGACGGUGGACCCCUCGGAGCUGGACUUCAAGAGGAUCAGCGGUGGGCUGUCAAACUUUCUGUACUACGUGGCGCUGCCAGAUGACAUAUCCAAGGCCAAGCUGCGGGAGUCCAUGUCGGUGGAAGACACCAGUUACAUGGCCGGAGUGAUGAGCAGGUCGUUCUCUGGAGAAGAACCUAAAAAGGUUUUGCUCAGGAUAUACGGCCAGGUGCACGGGCAGCGGGCUAUGGACGCUAUCGUGACGGAAUCUGUCAUUUUCACACUUCUGUCAGAACGGCGGCUGGGGCCCAAAUUGUACGGCGUAUUCUCUGGAGGAAGGAUAGAGGAAUAUAUUCCCGCCCGAUCCCUCCUCACAAAAGAGCUCGCCGAGCCAGCGCUAUCUAUGAAGAUUGCCGAAAAAAUGGCCGCCAUACAUUCCAUGGACAUUCCCUUGUCCAAGGAACCUAACUGGCUUUGGAAGACCAUGGGCAAGUGGAUAAAGACGGCUAAAGAAGAGAGGCUCACGGGGACCGGCAAGAAUGAAGAGGAAAACAACAUCAUUAAGCGGUUAAAAGCUGUAGAUUUUGAGAAGGAGGUGGAAUGGCUGAAGAAGUUCCUGUCCACAGUGGACUCUCCCGUGGUCUUCUGCCACAACGAUAUGCAGGAGGGUAACAUUCUAUUGCUAGAAGACAUUCACACAGACGAAGAACCAUCAUACAGACUACAUACAUACCCAGAGGACAGUCCUAGAAAAUCCUUCGACCCCCUCUCGCAGUACGAAGACGCGAACACAGUCGACUCUGAAUCCAGUCACAUCUCAGACUCUGGGGAACCCAAGCUCGUACUGAUAGAUUUCGAGUACUGUGCAUAUAACCACAGGGGUUUCGAUAUAGCCAACCAUUUUCAAGAGUGGGGCUAUGAUUAUACGAACCCUGAACAUCCUUAUUAUUAUGAGAAUCAGGAGAAUCACCCGAAUUUAGAGCAAAAGGAAAUAUUCAUCCGCGAAUACCUAAAGCACUACAACUACUACGCAAACGACACAAAGGACGCAACGCCAUCUAUUGACGACGUGAAUCAUCUGCUCAACGAAGUGGACGCGUUUACGAUCGCGACUCAUCUGCUCUGGUGUCUUUGGUCCAUAGUGAAUGCCAGCAAGAGCCAGAUCCCCUUCGGUUAUUGGGAAUUCGCCAUGACACGGCUCGAAUCCUACAUCCGGAUGAAACAGGAAGUGAAGAAAGACAAGUUCGGGCCGCAGAAGAGGAAAAUCUGCGAGGUCGACAUAUGAGUGCAGUGCGAUACACUUUCAGUGGAAUCCUUGAACGUUUGACAAUUUAAACAUAUGUAUAUAAUUUACAAAUACCAGUAAGUUUUUUUUGGAAAAUGUAUUAAAACUGUCCUCAUCUUCGCGCAGUUCCUAAAGAAAGGCGGAUCCUGAAGCAGGAAUUCCCAAAUAUUUAUUUUACUGUGACGCCCUUGGUAACUUGCAAUUUUUUUGAGACACCCUCUGAUCCAAAACUACCUACCAUCAUUGACAUAUGUCUAUACUCUGUAUCUUUAGGUAUAGGGACCGUGCGCGUUGGAGGGUCUGCCAUCUUGUGGCCUGAAUCGGAACCAUAAACAUGCACAUUUACACGUCACGUGUUUUCUUGUGCAUAGUAGGUUCUGCCAUCUUGUGGGCUACAUCGGAACAAUAAACAUCAGUCCUACAGUUCAUGUAUUUUAAUAAAAGUAAACAAACAAUUUGUACAUUUUUGGGUAGUAUUUAUGUAUUUGUAUAUGAUAUAUAUCGUUGUCUGGCUCACAACACAAGCCUUCUUGAGCUUACCGUUGGACUUAGUCAAUCUGUGUAAGAAUGUCUCUAUAAUAUUUAUUUCUUUAUUUAUUUAUAAGCAACGCCCUCGACGCACAGUUAUCCGGGAAGCCCUGUUGUAGACCUAGACCCAGCCCAAGGCCCCGAAAGGGGGGGGGGGGGGUUAUGAUCCCCAUGACAGCCCUCCCCCCCACCGCGUAAUGGUAUCCGCCCUUACCAUUUAAAACAGUUUCAGAAGUCUUCUAUUGGUGGGUAUUUUAUUGUUAUAACCAAAAGGGCAAAAGACUAAUCGUUUGGUAAAUUGUGAAAUCGGGAGUUUUUGUAUAUGUGAAAAAUCGUUUGAGUGAAAAUUGCGAAUUUAGGUAGAACUUUUAGGUUAGAUGUAAACAAACAUCCAUUGAUUAAGAUAUUUAAAAUCUAAGACAGGUAAACGAGAUGGUACUGAACAACUCCAUACAUUUUGCAGUAACUAUGACUCAAAAGUUGACAUUUGACAAUUCAGUUACCGCGAAACAUAUGGCGCAGUACAGCGCCAUCUGUUUUGGAUGUCAAAUUAAGGGGCAAGUUUUUUUCUUAGAAUUUACCUCUCUAUUACAAUUAUUUCUCUUUGAUAUCAUUGAAAACGCUUUUAAAUAAUACGUUCUUAUUAAUAGAAUCUGUUGGAGAUUGUUCAACUGCAUCAUUUCAUCAUUUGUGCUUCAUUUUGAAUAAUUAAUUAAGUAUUAUUUCGAAUAUCUGAUAAUUAUAAUAAAAAAAAAAUAGCAAAUUAGAUUUAAGUGUGCACAAAAUAUACGAAUGUUGCGUACUAUUCGUUUUAAGGUAAGGUGGGGUAAGAUGGACAUAGUUUAUUUUGCUCGGGGCAAGACAAACUUUAAGAGAAUUCCAUACAAUUGUUUGUUUUGGCCCUGUGAAAGUCUUAUUCCAUUUUACCUUAUAGAUUUAUAAAUACCAUACCCAUGGCCAUUAAUUAUGUUGUGUAAAUUAAAUAUGUAAAAUUUGUCAAUACAUAUAUUAUAGAAAUAUGUUCAUAUAAAAACACAUACACACAUUAGGCAUUAGGGUUUAGGCACAUUUCAGUUUGACAAUACUUUGUUUAUCUGUGCGUCAAUAAUACAUUAUUACAUUACCUAAGUUUUUUUUACAAAUUCAAAGUAGUAUUCUUACUUGUACAUUGUUAUAUUUAUUUAUUGUAUUAACUUGUAUUAAUUUUUUGCGUGAAGGUUAUUGAAAUAUCUUUUUAGGCGAAAUUGUCCAAAAAAAGUCUGGUCCAUUUCCAAAAAAAACUUAAGUUCCUUUUAUUGUAGUAGGAAUCAUGUGUUUUAAAUUUUUCAAUAUUUUCCAUGCAAAAAAAAGUGAUUAUGAACGUAGUUCCAUUUUUUGUCUGUAAAAUACGGAAUGUGAUCUUAGUACUUAAGUAUUAAGUAAGUACUAAAACGCUUGCGAAAAUCGCGUUUUAGAAAAAAAGGGACACAGUACAAAGAUUUUGUAAUUUUCUUAACUUGAAUGAAAAUAUUAAAAUCAUAAUUCAUGUAGAUAUUAAAAAAAUAAUCAUAUUAAAAUGUUACCACUUGUUAGCUAUACAGGGGUUAGGUUAGUGAAGUCGAUGUGAAAAUAUCUGUAAGGUAAAUGCGGCCAAAUUUUUCAAUCGUAGGAAUAAAGUCGGCUUUGUGUGAAAUUAUGAAUUGUGUUUGAAAGAAAUGAUAGUGAAGGUACGUAAUUGCCCCUAUGACGGAUUUGGCCGCAUCUACCUUACCUACAUUAGUUAGUUUGCUUGGCAUUUUCGGUAAAUUUACAACAAUUGUGGUUAUUACUCUUACCACCCCAGCUCCUCCAACGAACCAUUGAGUAAGGAAGCAUAAACUGCUCACUCCAUACAUCAGUUGUCUUACAAAAAUACUUAUACACCGUGGGCCAAUUAAACCCGACAGAUUGCAUAGGUGUAUUCUUGACCGUAUUUAGAGACUAAAAUGUCAUACAAUGUUUUCUGAAAUCGGUCUUGUUUUAGAGAUAAUGACAAUUUCAGUGAAAAUUUGUUUCUUUUAUAACUUAGUCAAAAACGCCUUUUUAGCUGUGACGCUGCCACUAUGUGACUUGGUUUAGACAUACCUACUGAAAGAUAUUAAAGUUUUAAAGUAAGCUCGCAUUUUUCUUCUGUAAAUAAAAAAAAAAUCUUUACUUAUUCGUUGUAAUGAUUUUUUUUCACCAAGGUGUAAAAAUAAAUAACUCUUCGUGUGCAGUAAACGCAAAAGGAAUUUUUUUUUCGGCGAAUAUGGCCAAAACUCAUAUACUGAACAUUUUUUGCUCCUUAUGACCUCAGGAAAGCGUGGUUAAAAUCUGUCGGGUUUAAUUGGCCCACGGUGUAUGAUGUUCGUAGUCGACAUCUAGCGUAAAGUAGCGAAUUUAUCAGUACCGCUACUUGACACUAGAUGUCACGAGUGUCGCGACUGACGAACAGUGUAUUGCUCAAUUUACAUCUAAUAUUACAAGCAAAAUAUUUAAAAAAGCGGUGGUGGCCGAGUGGAUAUGACGUCCGACUUUCAAUCCGGAGGUCGUGGGUUCAAACCCCGGCUCGUACCAAUGAGUUUUUCGGAACUUAUGUACGAAAUAUCAUUUGAUAUUUACCAUUAGCUUUUCGGUGAAGGAAAACAUCGUGAGGAAACCUGCAUACAUCUGCGAAGAAUCUGUGUAUGUAAAGUCCCCAAUCCGCAUUGGGCUAGCCCGAGCCCUCUCGCGUAUGAGAGGAGGCCUGGGCCCAGCAGUGGGACGUAUAUAGGCUGAAUUGUUAUUAUUAUUAUUAUAUUACAAGCAGAUGGAGUUCCGGUCAAUCCGGUUAUAGUAUUAACUGAAACUGUUGAGCAUUAGAUUUUCCGUGCGUCGCGACAUCUAUUGUCAAGUAGCAGUACUGAUUCCGCUACUUGGCGCUAGAUGUCGGCUACGAAAAUAAUAAGCGUUUUGGUCAGAAAACUCAUGUAUGAAGUUACUUAUUUCUCUAUGGCGGAACCCAGCAACGUUUUCAUAUUACUGACUGUAGGGUGUACGGAGAUCUUAGUUGCUACGGCCGAUUUUUAUAUUUACUCGUUUUUUAGGGUUCCGUACCCAAAGGGUCAAACGGGACCCUAUUACUGAGACUCCGCUGUCCGUCCGUCCGUCCGUCCGUCUGUCACCAGGCUGUAUCUCAUGAACCGUGAUAGUUAGCCAGUUGAAAUUUCUACAGAUUAUGUAUUUCUGUUGCCGCUAUAACAACAAAUACUAAAAACAGAAUAAAAUAAAUAUUUCUUUCCAAUCUCGAGAUUCUCAUCCAAUCGACGACCGGUUUGGCCUAGUGGGUAGUGACCCUGCCUACGAAGCUGAUGGUCCCGGGUUCAAAUCCUGGUAAGGGCAUGUAUUUGUGUGAUGAGCAUGGAUAUUUGUUCCUGAGUCAUGGGUGUUUUCUAUGUACCUAUUUAAGUAUUUAUAAAUAUUUAUAUAUUAUAUAUAUCGUUGUCUAAGUACCCUCAACACAAGCCUUAUUGAGCUUACUGUGGGACUUAGUCAAUUUGUGUACUUAAUAAUGUCCUAUAAUAUUUAUUUAUUUUAAUAUUUAUUUAUUUAAUCACCGAAGUUAAGCAACGUCGGGCGGGGUCAAUACUUGGAUGGGUGACCGUUUUUAUAGAUAAUGGUACGGAACCCUUCCUGUGCGAGUCCGACUCGCACUUGGGGCGGUUUUUUUCGUCAGAUUACAUAGUUUUUAUGUAUGUAUGUAUGUAUAUACUUUAUUGUACAUAGAAAUAAAAACACGAAAAACACAGUUACAGAGUAAAUUAAACACAACAAAGGCGAACUUAUCCCUGUAUGGGAUCUCUUCCAGUUAACCUUUCAGUUUUUUGUUUUUCAUUCCAUACAGAAGCGUAAUUUCUCACAUGUCCUAAAAAUGUCCCUCAAUUGCAAGUACAAAAAAAAACGGAAAAUUAUAUAAAUUUGGACACAUUGUGAUUUCGUGAUAUUGUUACCACCAAUUUGUUACCAGUGGUAACUACUGGGAUUUUUUUCCCCACCGUUGACUAGUAGUAACUAUUGGGAUUUUUUUCCCACCGUUUACCAGUAUUAAUGUAAUGCUUACAAUAUGUUAAUCUUAUUAUUUCCUCUACGAGACAGGCUAUGCCUAGUGUGGAGGUCAGUAUAACAUGUAACACUGUUUAAACUUAUAUUGGUCAAAUAAACAAUUUGUAUUUGUAACUACGGGAAAAAAAUCGAACCAAACCAAGUUGGUGGUUUUUUCCCAGUAAUUACCACUGGUGAAACGUGGGAUUUUCCCAGUAGUUACCACCAAAAUGUUGAUUAAGUCCAAAACAAAUGAAACCAGUAGUUACCACUGGUUAAAGGUGGGAGAAAAAUUCCCAGUAGUUACCACUGGUAACAACUUGGUGGUAACUAGAACGAAACAUUUAGCUCAGGGAAUAAAACAUCCUGUAUGUAUACUACACAGGGUGCUCAAUAAAUAUCGAUGAUCUUGUUUUGACUUUUGGAUAUUCGUGAACACUAUACACCUAUCUAAUAACAAAUGUAUGGGUAGCGGUUUUUGCAAGGUAAUUAUUACUAUAAUACAUGCAUACAUUAAUGUGAUUAUAGCACGCAUAUCUUAAAAUAUGGCACUUUAAAAACUUUAAAAUUACUAGUUAUAUUAACGAAUGAGUGCCUUGGUGUUGCUAUAAAAAAAAAGCUAAACGUCAUACUAGUUUUUGUUUGGAUUUUUAUUUUAAAUAUUUUGCUCCACUAUUCGCGAAACAUGGUGAAAAUAUAAUUUACAGUAAGUACAUAUGGUGCUGCUUUUCCGCACUAGUGCGUAAAUUAGCACAUUAUGUAACUAUGUCGAAACUUAGAGCCAUAUGUACUGUAAAACUUUGUACGAUACACAUGCGAAUAGGUAAUUCGCAACUCGUGUCGAUUUAAAUCACUCCCUUCGUUCGUAAAUAACUAUUUCCAAGUAUAACCUCAUCUAGCAUAACGUCAGGUGACAAACAAAAUUCACUUAUGACUAAAAAAAUAAUUAAGCAAAAAUCAACCUUAUUUUCAUAGCAAUAUGGUUCAUUGUGGCUAUGAACUUGUGGUGGUAAUUAGUGAGGCUUGUCACCUGACGAUAAUAUAAGUAUUUUUGCGCUUAAAUUUUUUGGCCCAUGAAAAUAAUUAAAUAUUACCAUAGAGCAAAUAAGUAAGCAUAGUGCUCAGUCCAAACAUCAGUUCUUACCAAAACGCUUAUUACUUUCGUAGUCGACAUCUAGCGCCAAGUAGCAGAUUUAUCACGACUGCUAUUUGACAACAGAUGUCUCGAGUGUCGCGACGGUCAAAAAGUGUUUUGCUCAAAAAUUUUCAACUUAUAUUAAAAAUUAAAUUAAAUAAUCGUUUAAUUCAGGCAUAGCCCAUAUAAGUGUUAGUAACAGCCUUAAAUAAUAAAAAGAAUAAAAUAGAAAAAUAGGAGUUGAAAAUAGAGUACCAGUUAAUCCGGUUAUAAUAUUGUUGAUUUUUCGUUAGUGGCGACAUCUAGUGUCAAAUAGAGGUACUGAUGAAUCUGCUAGUUGCCGCUAGAUGUCGACUGGGAAAAUAAUAAACGUUUUGGUAAGAAACCUGUUGUAUGGAGUGAGCAUUGUAUGCUUACUUAUUUUUAUAUGAUAUUAGUAAUUUAUGAAAUAUCUAGGCACUCGAAUACACACAAAAGUAAUUGAAAAUUAUGACAAAUAAUGCCCUGUCGGCAUCCGGGCUAGAAAUGUGAAGUUAGCAGAUAUUCAAGCCAAUUAUUUGUUAGUAUAGGGUCUAUAUUGUUUCCCCAUAAAGUUUUAAGUCAUAAUCAGAGCCCGUAAUUUUCAUGCCGUUGACAGAAAAAUGACGUCACGCUACAUAGAGUAUGAUUCUAAUUAGGAUUUUCGUAAUAAUUAAUCAUUUGUCAAUCUCUUUAGGUAACUGAUACAUAUACUUGACAAUCAGUACAGAAACGUCUAACUGACUUUCAUUUUAUUGUCACACAAAUAAAUAAUAGAUUAUUAAUUUAUGAAAUAAUACAUAUUUUUGGUUUUUAACAGCGUGACAAGCUUUUAUUACAGGGAGUUACUACAAAUUUAGAUAAGUAAGUUAUCUAAAUUUGUAGUAACUCCCUGUAUGUUAAAUUACGUAAUUUUUGCGUCAACGGCAUGAAAAGUACGGGCCAUGGUCAUAAUAUACAUUAUAAUAUACAACAAUACUGUUUAUCCGCAUUUUUGUUAGUCAUAAUUUACUUUUUCUCAGAAACGCAUAAAUUUUCAACAUUGCCACUUAACAAACCUAACCUAUAUACAGGAUGAUCCAGGAGACGUGAGCAGGAUCAAGCCUGCGUAUUCAGUAAGUUAUCAGUAAUUGUUUCGUACCAGUAUUUGUGAGAUUAACGUUAAAUUAUUUUUUUGUGUUCAAAAUUUUUAUUUUAUUUUAUUUACGACUUUUAUGGUCACCCUCUUUGUUUUAUCCAUAACAAGUGACACAUUGAAUGUUAUCAGAAUCUGGUUACUUUUGAAAAAUCGUAUCUCACUCAACUGUGACAUUUUAUUUUCUUCAUAAUCAAAGUGCUGUCACAACGGUUAAAGAGUUUCAAUCUUUGUUAACGCAUUCACUGCCAGGGGGCGUGGCCUAGGAACAAACUUGUAUGACGGUGAACGCAUAUAUGCGUCGGUGGCAGUGAAUGCGUUAAUUAAGUGUUGUAGGGUGUCCAUGAUUGUAAAUAAUCAAAUUUGUUCUUAAAAAAAGUUAGAUAACAGAAAAAAAGCGUGAUUGUUUCACUUAAAUAAGACGGUGAACUGUUCAUUAACAUUUACUGAUUGUGUAGACUUUGUCCUGCUCACGUCUCAUGAAUCACCCUGUAUAUGAUAACCUUACGAAAAUCACUAAGUUUCAGAAUUAUGACUAAUGAUAAUCUGACAAUCAUUACAUUAUGACUAACAAUAAUUAUGUCAAACAAAGGGAUCCGGUUAGACCCUAAAAAUAGCAUGGGUAUUGCAGAUUAAGAGCUCAAAAUUAUCUACACAAUGAGUAUUGCCUACUUGACAGUUUUUUGUAAAUAAUGUCAAUCGAUCUUGAUUUUCCUGAGGAUCAAAUGUCUAUAUAGGACUCAUGGGAUUUAAGCAACACAAAGGUCAGAAAUGAGAGUUAAAGUCUGACGCUCGCAGUCGACGAUUGAAACGCCUCUAACAAAAUGAUAUUAUAAUGUGACGUCACAUUACAUUAGUCUGUCCUAAAUGUAUGGAAGAUCAAGAAAAUUGCUAUUUUGACCGUGAAAUAUUGCGUUUAUGUAUAUAGUUGUCAUAUUAUUUUUCAAAAACAUUUAAGUAAUUGAAUGGUAUAAUUUUCUUUUCACCACACCAACUGGUAAAGGCCCUCUUGAUCGUUCAAAAGCUAAUGAGAAAGUUGCAUUUUAUCCACAUGUGGGUCAAAGUAAUCAGAUGCAAAUUUUGAGUUGUUUCCUUAUGUUGGCUGGUGGAAUUUACUUUUAAAUAACGAUUUUGAAUAUUACAUUUUAUAUUACGUUCAUUUGGAUUUGUUUUGUUUGGUAUUUCAUAGUUAGUAUUUUCCUCGCGUUGGUGUGGUGAAAAAAUUUGUGUUUCACUCGGAGGCAAAGUUAGUUUAACCGUCGUGCCUUAAUACCCUCGCAACGCUCAAGAUUCCAUUUCUUGAACCACGAGCGUAGCGAGUUUUUUGGAAUGUUUCGCUUGCUCGGGUAUCAAUAUUCGCACGAGCGGUUAAACAACAACUUUGCCCACUUGUAAAACAGGAUAACUAUUUUAUAUUUCAAAGUUAAAAAAAAAACAAUUUUUUUCGAGACUUUGAAGCCUUGUAUUUUUUUAUAAUCGCAUUAUGUCUUUUUAAAUUCCACUUUUUAUAAUGAAUGGCCAAUUUUCUAUCCAUUUAACUAAAUUUUGUUAUAAUAUUCAACAUUUGUCAUGUAUCCAAUUGCUUUUUACGCGCAUAUCUUCUUACCUGUUAGCUUUAUUUGUGAAGCUUAAAGAAAUUACCGAAAAUGUAUAUAUUAAAAAAAAUCGUAAUAAGGCAGCUUUUAUAUAAAAAAAACAUGUACCUACAAAAACAAGGCAAGGUUAAUAAAAAUUGAAAAUUAGAAUUUUAUAUGAAACAUAUUGCUAUGGUUUUUGUACCAGUGAUAGUUUUCUGUGUAAUUUUAAUUUCCAUUGACUAAAAAUCGACUGUGUUUACAAAGUACUUAAGUUUUGUGAUAUAAAUAUAAAUAGAAUAGUAUAGGAAGUUGUAAUCUUAGCUAUUGGAAAAUUAUUUAAUAAAUAUUAUUUCAAACACAAA